This is a messenger RNA of Prunus avium (sweet cherry), 1569 nucleotides long. Its product is annotated as lipase (DUF620). The record is from RefSeq and is a predicted model, not a curated record. Lineage: Eukaryota; Viridiplantae; Streptophyta; Magnoliopsida; Rosales; Rosaceae.
AUAUGCUUUACUUCCACCAAACUCUCUCUCUCUCUCUCUCUCUCUCUCUCUCUCCCUCUCUCUAUCUCUAAAAAGCAAAGCAGAGCAGAGCAGAGCAAACAAACACAAAACAGAAGCAUAAAAACUAGAGAUCAUGGGGAGGCUUGCACCAUUGUCAGAAGAGCCCAAUAUCAACGAAGAAGAAGAGGCCACAAACCGAUCAAGCAAAGGCAUUCUGCGCAGCACUCAGACAUGGAGGAACUGGAUCAAAACCCACCUCUCAUCCCUUGUGCUCUUCAACAAGAGGUCUGAUUUCAAGGUUCUUCUCAGUGUUCUUGGUUGCCCUCUUUUCCCCGUCUCUGCGCACCCCAAACUGCCCCUCAAUGAGGUGUCCUCUACUGCACAGUACAUAAUACAACACUUCACAGCUGCCACUGGUUGCCGCAAGCUGGAAGGCAAAGUCAAGAACAUUUUUGCAACCGGGAAAGUGAUCAUGGCAAUGGUGGAUGAACCCGGCCCUGGCGGCGCCUCAGCUUCGGGCACCGCCGCACUUUCGGAAAAAGGGUGCUUUGUAAUGUGGCAGAUGGUUCCUAAUAAGUGGCUGAUUGAGCUAGUUCUGGGUGGUCACAAGGUAGCAGCUGGUAGCGACGGCAAUGUCGCUUGGCGCCACACGCCGUGGCUAGGCGUGCAUGCUGCCAAAGGCGGUGUUCGUCCUCUCCGGCGAGCUCUCCAGGGACUAGAUCCAAUGGCAAUAUCAGCUGUGUUUUCCCCGGCACAGUACAUGGGGGAAAAGCAAAUCUCGGGCGUUGAUUGCUUCGUCUUGAAAUUGUCAGCUGAUCAAACGGACCUAACUGAACGAAGUGAUAGCACAGCAGAGAUGAUCAAACAUGUAAUAUUUGGCUACUUCAGCCAAAGAAACGGGCUGCUAGUGUACUUAGAGGACUCUUACUUAACCAGGAUCCAAUCACCUGGAGCCUACCCUACCUACUGGGAGACCACAAUGUCAACGAAAAUUGAGGACUAUCGAACGGUGGAGGGCGUGAUGAUCGCGCACGCCGGUCAGACGAAUGUGAUCAUCACGCGGUUCGGGGACAAUCUAAAGACGGGGGCUGCGAUCACGCGGUUGGAAGAAACAUGGACCAUUGAUGAUCUUGCGUUCAACGUCCCUGGAUUGUCCAUGGAUUGCUUCAUUCCUCCUAAAGAAGUACAGAAAGAUUACCCUAAGAAGAACUUUGAUUGGAGAUCACCGUUGCAUUGAUGAUGAUGAUGAUGAUGAUGAUGAUGAUGUUGAGUUGAUAAAAAAGGAUUUGGCUAUUUUGACCUCCCAAAUGGCUAUAUGAUAUCCUUCCAUGCCUUAUGUGAGAUAGACAGUUGAAUAUAUUUUUGACUCUUCUCAUACAAAGGAUUAAGUGUAGAUACACUUAUUCUCAAACAUAUAUUUCUUUUGUAUAUCUUUAUUUUUAUUUUAUUUUAGGAAAGAUCUGAGAAGUCAACUUCCUCAUCGGAUACAAGGUCUUAAGAUAAUGGUACACCUUUGACUUUUACUAGUAAAGUGAAGACUAAAUGCAAUAGAUUUGAGAUUUUAGGAGA